GUUUCCCUUGCAGGGCUCUUCCUGAGGCACCAUGCCUUGCCUCCUAUCAAAUCCUACUACUACGUGGACCAGAAGCUGAGCUGGACCGAUGCUCAGCAACACUGCAGGGAGCAGAAUGGGGACCUGGCCACCGUAGACAACGUAGCGGACCUCCAGCACCUGCAAGAGUCCAGAACGGGCUUUAAUUACGACGACGACUUCAUGUGGAUCGGACUUUAUGAUGACCGCACCCGUUGGAAGUGGUCCCUCGGAGACCAGGACUACAAAGUUGGCCAAAACUAUGGAACGUGGCUCGGAAAUAACCCAGACUUCAGUGGAAACGAAGAGAAUUGUACAACUAUGUACUAUAAUGGUAGCUGGAUGGAUAAGUCGUGCGACGCGCGAUUUAGUGCAACUUGCUUUGAUGGUGAGGUGCUUUCUUAUUAUGAAGUUUUCUUUUUUAUCUAUGAUUUAGCUUUUUUUCCACCUCAUUAUGUUUUAGAUAAAGAGCCCCACUACAUCUUGGUCCCAAACCCAAUGACUUGGUACGAGGCGUUGCAAUACUGCCGGUCUCACUACACUGACCUGGCCAGUGUGCGCAACGCGGCUGAGAACGAGAAAGUAUUAGCACCUCAGCCAUUUGAAACAUGGAUUGGUCUCCACAGAUAUCCGUGGUCCCACUGGUCUGAUGGAAGUGGUGCCACUUUCUUGAAUUGGGGACCCGGUGAACCAAACAGCUCUCGAGGCCCCAUUGCUCCACGUUGUGUAAAAAUGUCCGUCAACUCAGGGCACUUUUUUGAUGAGGAAUGUGGCCUUUUGUAUAACUUUGCCUGCCAGGGAAAUCUGAAGCAACGCUCAACCUUCAAGUUGAAGAUCAGCUCUGAAGCCGACAUGACGGAUCCUGAGGUGGAACAACAGAUUUUGGAACAGCUCCAUGCCAAACUGGCCGAGUUGGGUGUGACUGGGUCCAAUAUCAGCUGGGUUCUCAAAGACGGACAGGUGUUUCACAAGGACCAGCCCAGCAAGACAUGA
Messenger RNA from Gadus morhua (Atlantic cod), 1011 nucleotides. Its product is annotated as putative C-type lectin domain family 20 member A. The record is from RefSeq and is a predicted model, not a curated record. The transcript is spliced from 3 exons. Lineage: Eukaryota; Metazoa; Chordata; Actinopteri; Gadiformes; Gadidae. The annotation marks the transcript as partial.